Cucurbita pepo subsp. pepo (vegetable marrow) is the source of this 1719-nucleotide messenger RNA. NCBI's taxonomy places the organism in Eukaryota, Viridiplantae, Streptophyta, Magnoliopsida, Cucurbitales, Cucurbitaceae. The record is from RefSeq and is a predicted model, not a curated record.
GAAGUGAGAUUGGAUUUUGUUUUCAGAAGAUGAAUUCUGAGUUGUUUCGAAGAAAUCAAUCGAAUCCGACGCUACAAACUCAUGAUUCCGUGAUUGGUCCACCGAGGACUCCGGCAGGUUGUUCAAGCAAAUUCAGGAGUCCGAUCCGUUACAUGCUUCGCGAGCAGCGUCUUCUCUUCGUUUUCGUCGGUAUUGCGAUUGCAACUCUGUUGUUUAACGUUGUCCGUUUGACUUAUCCGUUGGAGUUUCGUGAUGAUCAACGGUAUCGAGCGGAGUUGAAUCCUUUCGUUCGAUUGGAUUCGUCGAUCCCGAUGCGGAGAGUUCUGUACGAAACUCGCCGUGAAGGAUCGCUAGGGCGGGUGAAUAUGGCGGGUAAAGUCCCGCCGGGAUUGAAGAAGAGGAACCUGAGGAUCGUAGUUACCGGCGGCGCUGGAUUCGUUGGAAGCCAUCUCGUGGACCGUCUGAUGGAGAGGGGCGAUAACGUGAUUGUCGUUGAUAAUUUCUUCACCGGCCGGAAGGAUAAUCUGGUUCAUCAUUUCGGAAACCCGAGAUUCGAACUGAUCCGACACGACGUUGUCGAGCCGAUUCUAUUGGAAGUUGAUCAGAUCUUCCAUUUAGCUUGCCCUGCUUCUCCUGUUCAUUACAAAUUCAAUCCCGUCAAGACAAUCAAGACCAAUGUCGUCGGCACAUUGAACAUGCUAGGGCUUGCGAAGAGAGUUGGCGCUCGGUUUUUGCUGACCAGCACCAGCGAAGUCUACGGCGAUCCGCUCCAACACCCGCAGGCUGAAACAUACUGGGGCAACGUCAACCCCAUCGGUGUUCGGAGCUGCUACGAUGAAGGAAAACGCACGGCGGAGACUCUGACAAUGGAUUACCACAGAGGCCUUGGCAUUGAGGUCCGGAUUGCUCGGAUAUUCAACACUUAUGGACCACGGAUGUGCAUCGAUGACGGACGAGUUGUGAGCAAUUUUGUAGCACAGGCAUUGAGAAAGGAGCCGUUGACAGUUUAUGGAGAUGGCAAGCAGACCCGGAGCUUUCAAUACGUUUCUGAUCUGGUGGAGGGUUUAAUGAAACUCAUGGAAGGUGAGCACGUGGGCCCUUUCAAUCUCGGCAACCCCGGUGAAUUCACUAUGCUUGAACUUGCUCAGGUAGUGCAAGAGACAAUAGAUCCAAAUGCAAGGAUAGAGUUCAGGCCGAACACAGAAGACGACCCACACAAGAGGAAGCCCGACAUUUCCAAAGCUAAGGAGCUUCUUGGUUGGGAGCCCUCUGUGUCCCUUCGUAAGGGCCUUCCCCUUAUGGUUUCCGACUUCCGUCAGCGCAUCUUCGGCGACCUCAAAGACGACGCCUCCUCCUCCUCCUCCUCCUCCUCCGCCGCCACCCUCUCCGACCUCUCCACCACCUCCUCCGUCUAGUCACACCUACCUCUCUUCUCAAAUACACUUUAGAAUAAGAGAUCUCUCAGUUACUUCCCCCAAAGAAUCACAUUUGGCAGACCGAAGACAGCAAAGAGGGCCGGGGAGGGAUCCCAUUCAUCCAACCUCUUUCUUUCUUUCUCUGCUAAUCCACAAUUUUUAUUCUAAGGGCCUAAUUUACCUCUCUCCCUCCCCUCUUCUCUUCUCUUCUCUCUUCUCCGCUUUUUGUCAAAUUUUCCUUCUUUCUUCUUUGCUUCUUUUCAUUUUGUACAAGUUUGAACUUUUGUGGUUAUAUGUUUUAUGA